Messenger RNA from Aedes albopictus (Asian tiger mosquito), 14574 nucleotides. RefSeq names its product probable Rho GTPase-activating protein CG5521. The coding region runs from base 592 to 6813 and encodes 2073 amino acids. Gene Ontology annotation, biological process: positive regulation of GTPase activity; regulation of small GTPase mediated signal transduction. The transcript is spliced from 6 exons. NCBI's taxonomy places the organism in Eukaryota, Metazoa, Arthropoda, Insecta, Diptera, Culicidae. Gene Ontology annotation, cellular component: nucleus; cytoplasm. The record is from RefSeq and is a predicted model, not a curated record. Gene Ontology annotation, molecular function: GTPase activator activity.
AACGAAACACAGACGGAGACUGACGGAAAAGUCAGUCAGUUUUUUCGCGACCGAGAGCAGAAAAGUCCACAACCACCAAGAAAACGGUCUUCGCGUUCGUCAUCAUCGCCAUCCCAAAACUCUGAAGAGAAAAAGGCAAAGUGAAACUUUUUCCAUCCUUUCGGACGAGUGUUUCGAGUAGUUUUCGGUUCGGAAUUCGUACGGAUCCGCGUUCCCGACGGUCGAAAUGCUACGGAAGUGUCUGGUUUGCAGCUAGGGGGUCCCGAUUUGGACGGAAAAUCGUGUGGGGGAAAAGUGCUAGUGUGAUUUUUUUUCUCGUCCGAGGUGUGAAGAGUGAAAAUCCCGUAAUAUUUGGUGUGAAACGACCUCACCUCACCUGGCUCUGCUCCGAGCGCCUUCUGGGGUGGAUUGUGCAAGAAGAGGGUGUUGGAAGUGCUCUUGAGGUCCGAAUAGUGGUAAAAAUGUAGAAAAAGCAAAUUCGGUUCCAGUUUGGUGGAAAUUCCCGGAAUCGGAUAGUAUCCGGAAGCGAAGGAGAUUGUGUGUACAUUGUGAUCAGCCCCUGCAGCCCCCCGCGUCGACACAUACGCAAAAAUGUUUACCAAAAAGUCCAACAUCGAUCUGAAGAAGUCGACGGCCAAGAUCCAGGACAGCAAAAAGGAUUCCACGGCUCGGCUGCGCCACCUGAAAACCAUCCUCGAGCACGUCGACAGCGAGGAAGCAAAGAAUCUGUUCGAAGCCAACUACAGCCAUGUCUACUACAUCCUCUACGACACAUUCGUCCAGGCCGAGGCUAAUCUCCGACAGCGAGAACUAUCGUUCCAUAUUGUUCACAAAACCCACCGAGAGGAACUGGACGGUUCCCUGUGGUUGCUGAGCAAGAUCCUGACCCUGCUACCGGAGUUGAUCGCCCGCCGUUGGCAGGUCCACUCGUUGGGCCGGAUCCUAGCCAAACUACUCCACUAUGGAAACAGUGUCAAACUGCGUCGGGAAGGUGUCCGUUAUUUCCUUCUGUGGUACCAAGCGCUCGGUGACAAUGCUCCGCCCUUCGUUGACGGCAUGUUCACCGAGCUGGUUCCGGGCCUUACCGUUCCGCAGAAAGGAAGAACGGGACCCCUCUCGUCCGAUUCGGAGUACAUCGCCACCUCGGACAUCCUGAACCAUCCGAACAUGAAGGGCGAACUUGGCGGAUCGGUAUUCCACGACACCGGUGCGCAUCCAGUAAAAUCGCCGGAGAUUCAGCCCUUAAUCCCUCCCAGCUCCAGCGAACGAACCGCGGCUCCCGAUCCGAGGGACGGCCUCGAAAUCCUGCUGGACUGCAUGGUCCAGUCCAGCGGUUGUCUCAAAUGGCGGGACAACAACCCCCAGAAACACAUCCGAACCCUGAACUUCCUGCUGACGAAGUUCCGAGAACAGUAUCUUCCCGUAUUCUGCCCCAACUUUGACUACUCCACCUCCAUCUACGAACCCAAGCUGGACCUUCCGGCCAUGCGUAACAUCUCCAAGCGCGAAGAAGUGAUGAGCUCCUGCAUUGUAGUCCUGGUCAUCUGGAUCGCCAAGUACACCCACGAGCGACACGUCAGCUCCAAGCUGGACAACCUGCAAAUCGACGAAGAAGUCGUCGGAGAAAGUGCGUCCCUCUUGUCCAAUCUACGCCACAUGGGUUACACCCAAACACAGCUGGUUCGCGACGUCCUUUACUCUAGCAGAGACACCAUCAACUUCGUUCACGAAAUCUACCGGCAAGCUUUCCUGAUGUCGUUCACCUCCAAGAGUCAGAUCGAAGCUAUGCGAAUCGCAAUAUCCGUCUACCGGGACUGGAUGAGCACGAUUCCUCCACCACCAUUCCUGCUGGAACCGGACACCAGCGAAGCAUCACUCUCCGGAAGUUCCGUAGACGUACAAAAUCCGGGGGCAAGGCCAACCAACCAACGACUCCGAACGGACUCCUAUCUAGGGGCAAUCUCCAAAGAAAACGUCAUCAUUCGUGCCGGGCUCCAAAACGUCCUGCAGGUUUUCGUGACCAAUGCGGUUAACGUAUUCAUGAUCAACACAGCGCACCUGAACAUACACUUCCAAUCCAAGACCAACAGCGACGGUUUUGCAACACCCCUCGACGAACAGACGGACAUCUGCAAACGGGUGCUAAACAUCUACCGAACGAUGGUCAUGAAGACCCGGAUGGAGGCUAAAACUUGGGAACAGCUCCUGCUCGUUCUGCUGCAGGUAACCUCGGUAAUCUUGCAGAACUCCCCACCGAACGCCAAGAAGAACAAUCUGGGUGGCCGCCUGGCACAACCCAUCUUCCAAACCCUCAUCGUGACCUGGAUCCGUGCUCACACCAACGUCGUCGUCAAUCCGGGCCUGUGGGACAAGUUCCUCAAGGUGUUGUCCUCGCUCACCCACCGCGAAGAACUGAUCGUCGAGUGGGACAAAACCAUGCAGACCUUGACUCGGGUUCUGGCCCGGCAAGUGUACAACAUAAACCUCUCGGAUUUGCCACUGGAUCGCCUGGCCGAACAAAAGGGCAAACGAAAGCGUGGAACGCCUUCCAACUGGACUCAGAACUCCUCCACGAGUCAGAGCGACAAACCGGACAAUAUCAUCGCUCAGUGCAUCAGCAAUGGAAAAUCGUCCGCCGAAGAGGCCGCAGGGGAUGAAAGUCGCGUUCACGGACAAGGUCACUCGAUAAGGUCGAUUCCUGGAACACCUUCACUAAACCGAAGCUACAGUGAAGGUAGUUUGGCCCCGUUCCGAAAGUCCCGAGCUCGACGGAGAAUUCGGAAUAAACACCAGGCACCGAAUUCGCAACAGCACGUGGCUGCGCUGCCGAUGAAUGUCGAACACUCGUUGAACCGCAUGCUAUCGAACGCUUCAGCAGGUGGGCUGAGCAUCAGCAAUGAAAACCUGGACAUCUCGAGGUUUUCACACUGCGACGAAUCGCUGGUGAUGGGUGUCCCGACACUGCGAAGAGCUCUGUCGUUGGACUCGAUCCGGCCUACGGCGAACAAACAUCGGGGAAACGUUGGAAACGAUACGGACAGCUAUCGGUGUGGAUCACGAAGUCCGUCUCCGACUGCGUCUAGUGGAAUUGAGAGCGGUUCAAUCAAGGAUUCGCCAAUGCAGAUCGACGUGCUGACGGCGGAUAGUUCCAGUAUCGAUACCCAGGAUGAGAAUAGCAACGUGUCGGCGGAUAGACGGUCUAUUUUGGCAGGCGGGACGGCUCGAGGUUGGCUUCCGGAUGUAGCAGCGGUAAUGUGGCGAAGAAUGCUGGGAGCUUUAGGGGACGUGAACAAGAUACUGAAUCCGAAGUUACACGCCCAGGUGUUCCAGUAUCUCGUGAACAUGACGGAGAGCUUGAUUAAAAUCCGGAUGAAUCAAGGCAUAUCUCUUGAUGGUCAGCCGAUUCCAGUUCCGUUGAAUCUAGUUCCACCGGUCGCUUUGGUAGCUCCUUGGUGCUACGGAGCACUCACCUUGGACGGACAGUACAGUCAAGGCAAGCUGUACGCCAUGCAGCUGUUAUGCACAAUCGUCAAGAGUGGAGCAUGCUUGGGGAACAACCAGUUUCCAUUGUUCUACCACGCUCUUCAUCAGGCCCUGUCCGGAGAAGAUCGUGCAAUGGCCUACACUGCGCUGCGUUACCUUGGCGGGCCUAGAUUCCUCAGUCUUCUCCUUCCCGGACACACACUGCUUCUCCUGGACCUAGUACACGCCGCGACCAUUGUCCUCACCUCUUCCGAAACGGGAUCCCAUGCUCCCAGGGCACAAGUAGCUGGUCUCCUUGGUUCCCUUCUUUGCUUCCCGAAAACCUCCCUUCCAGGCCCGGUCCUCCAACCCUCCGAACCUAACAUCGACCUGAUGGAAUGCCCAGAUCUUCAAGAGCACGUACUAAACAUUGUCCUCCGUUGCGCUCGUCGGGAACCUACGGCCAAAGCACGAUCCAUCGCCAUCGCAUCCCUAGGUCAGUGGAUCCUUCAAAAUCUCACAAAUCCGUCCAAUCAAUCCAAUGCUCAAUCGUCCACGACCGAGUCCUCCUUCAAGCAACGGUUUCCUCAGCAUCAUUCCAGCUCGCCGCACCAAUCCCGCGAAGACGUUGCCGUAAACCCACGGAUACGUGAAGCCUUUCAGGUGAUUCUCCAAGCGCUACAGUUCAAACACCGAACCAUCGCUCGACUUGCGUCUGAAACGCUGAAGCUUUGCGCCGAACAAGGUCACCGAAUCGAACGGAUAGAUCGUCUACCACAGCUCAUAAUUGACACCCUCUGCCUGUCCCUCGAAAUCCAGAACGUCCCCCAUCCCAAGGAUUCGGACAAAACCGUACUGACGUCCCUACUGUUGACCCUCGGAGAAUUCUGCAUGUCGUUCUCCGUGCAAACCCUUCAGCGACCCAAAGCCCCCGAAUCGGACGAACCAUUGAUCCAGGUGGUGUUCAAAGUUCUUUACAAGAUCGCCAUGGGUAUUCAUAACGGCGAGAGGAUCAAGCUGUUCACCACGGACGAAGACUUCGAUAUGACGAUCACCGUGGAUGACGUGCGAGAGCAGAGUGCAUCGAUGGAAGCUUCUUACCAGACGUCGGAGUCCGUCGCCAGCUGUCAGUCGGCAAUCCGGCUCUGUGCCAAAACCGUGGCAAUGCAUUUAAUCACAAAUCUGGGCCAUUUCCCGAUGGGAAUCGGCGCAACGAGGUUGAGUUCGCUGGUUGACGAGCAGGACGACCUGACGGGUGGAAGCACGACAACAUUGCAACGGGAGAACUCCGUGAUGAGUAAUAGAGAUUCAAUGGAUUUGGGAGCGUCCCAGGUACUAGCUUCGCCGAACUUGCAGCUGUUGAUGUUGAGUUCUGAAUUGGUGGCUAGCUUCAUUGAGUUGCCGGCGCUGAAGUUACCUGGAGGAGGGGCAACUGCUGGGUUGAUUACGGCAAACAGGCAGGUGAGACUGUUGCUCCGCGAUUUGAACGGUAAGGCCUGUUGGGACGCUUCGAUCUUGUACAAAGAACCAAGUCCUGCCGGGGAAGACACCAGUAGGCUAAUGAAAGACAACUCGCCAACUGCUGAAAAGCAUAACUCUACAUUCCAACUACGGGGCGGCAGUGGGUCUUCGCGGAUGUUCCCGGGAGUUGCCGCUUCGAUUGAUCCUAUGACUUCAACCGUGGGACUUCCAAUGGCUCCCCUCCGACACACGCUUCGGCAUCGACCCGUACAUCAGCUACCUGUGGCCAAGGAUUUGGCGCCGGAUUUGGAUCAACUGGAUGACCUGCUUCAGUACAUCGGCUACACUAGUCCUGAAUGUCUGGACGCCAACGGUUCUCCCUUGAAUACGGCUGGUCCGUCACCACUGGGACCUCCGCUGGAAGGCCAAACCAUAUCCAUCAUCCUGAACCAGCGGGCCAUCGAAACGGAGUACAUCGCCCGGCAGAAUGCCGCCGUUGGCCUGCUUGGGGAAUCUCCGGCGUACAGCUUUGGAGGUUCCGUGGGGUACACUUCGUUCAUCGAUGACAAUGCUCCACCGGCUGCGAUCGGUUCGAGCGGAACACUAGCGGCGGCAAACAGGUUCAACACUUCCCAGACCGGAAGUGAUCGGACCAGCGGAAGUUCCAACCUCGACGUGAAACCAUUCCAAUUCGGACGGAUCUUGUUCAGCCAACUUGGGCUUGCCGGUUGGGAACGACGCAAGCGGACUCAUCUGCUGCAGCGGACGGACAAGCUGCUCCGAGAGCUGCGUAACUUGGACAACCAAAAGUGCCGCGAAACGCACAAAAUGGCUGUGAUCUAUGUGGCCAACGGGCAAGAGGACAAGAACAGUAUCCUUCGGAAUUCCUGCGGGAGUAGCACGUAUGAGAUGUUCGUGUCCGCGCUGGGAUGGGAAGUUGAGCUGGAAUCUCACAACGGGUUCUUGGGAGGACUUCCGCGGCAGGGAUGCGGCCAGACGGCUCCGUACUACGCGACGCCUUUCCUGGAGGUGAUCUUCCACGUGUCGACGCGGAUGCCCUCGGACACUCCGGAGGCGAUUCUGAACAAGACCCGGCAUCUGGGAAACGAUGAGGUGCACAUUGUGUGGAGCGAGCAUAACCGGGACUACCGGAGAGAUAUCCUGCCGACGGAGUUCUGCGACGUACUGAUCGUGAUCUAUCCGCUGAAGAGUGGCCUUUUCCGGGUGACGGUCAACAAGAAACCGGACGUUCCGUGGUUCGGACCGCUAUCGGAUGAGGUUGUGGUUGGAGGUUCCUGUUUGGCCAGUUUGGUGCGAGCGUCGGCGAUCAACGCGAGUCGUGCCAAGAGGACUUCCCUGUCGCUGUACCAGCAGUAUUAUGAGGAGAGGAAUCGAUCGCUGGAUACGGUGGCAAUGCGGCACAAAGAGAACAACACAUUCGAAGACUUUACGGCGCGGAUAUUUAGUCCGAUUCCACCGCAGGGAACGGUUACCGGAGGAGCGAUGGCCAUGGGCGGUGUCGUAAGCGGUGGGUCGGCCCCGCUGGCGGCGGCACUGAUCGACCAUCACAGCCGAACAUCGUCGAAGACCUGGAUCCACCACCCGGAAAUGGUAGCCACGGCCCGUGAGGUCACCCAGCAGACGGUCAUGGCGUCGAGUGGAACCUCGCUGGAUCAGCCCUCGCCUCGACCGCUCCGCAAACUGCACCACACGUUCAAACCAAGCACCGUAGCGAAACAACCCCCGAAACUGUCGGCCGUUACGACGGUACCCACGGGUGGAACGGGUGGCAUUCCGACCACUCUGCCCCACCAUCACCAUCACUACCCGUCGAGUGCUGCCACCCCGCCGGAAAGCCCCACCCUGCCGGGUCGCACCAAGUUCAAAUGAGACUGGUGGUAGCUCCUGGCCAGUACCAGUAGCGAGGAAGACCUGUACCACACCACAGAUCCGGCUUCGGAUCACCUGCAGCAGCGGCAACCACUUGCUCCGGGAGGGCACCAUUCGCACCAGUAUCAACCGGUGCGGGGUGCCAUGGAAAAGGUUGGUAUCUCCGGUUGCUUCUGCGGCAAGUGAAAACCCGGUUCGUUGUAGCUUUAAAUCAUGCACAUACACAGAGACACACAUACAGACAGUCACAGACAGACAUACUUACAGAGUAAAGUAAUCAAAAAACAAGUAUCAAAACACUCGAUUGUGAGACAAGAUGGCGUCCAUUUAUUUUUUUUCUUUAUUAUUACUCAAACUUAACUUUAGUAACUUUAUUGAAACUGAUUUAUUGUCCUGUUUUUUGUUUGUUUUUAUAACUUUUUUUUUUAAGUUUCGUUGUAUUCUAUUUAAACCAUUAUAUUAUAAUAUCUAUUUGACGAGUUACAAAUAACACAUCCAUUAAGUUAGUUGGUAGCUUUAACAGAGACGAAAAAAAAAAACAAUAUUCUACGAAUAAAACAAAAAAGUUCUAGCACACUCCAAAAAGCAAAAACUCCACUUUAAAAAGUAUUGUAGGUUAAUGUGGUUGAAGCGAAAAUCUACCUAUUGUCCCUCCAAACGUGGAAUAAUUGUUUGUAUUUAUCACUUAUUGAGGUAAUCUGUUUUCCAUUCGUCCUAACGUCGUCGUCUCAUGCGAACAUUUGAAUGUUAUUUAUGAAAACAAAUAAUGAAAACGAUGAACGAAUUGAACCUCCAAUAGAUUGCGCUGUGCGUGCCCAUGAGUUUGAUUUUCAGGAUUUUGAAAUGUUCAAACCGUUGUAAAUAAAUAUCUGGAUUCCUCCAUCAAUUUUUAAGAAACUCUUCCUCAUGAAGAAUUCGGCAACUUUGUUGGGAAUUCUUGCGCUAUUUUCUUCAAAAACUCAUACCACAAAUUGUUUGUAAAGUGCCUGUGGCAUGUUUUUGGAAUACUUGGAACAGUUUUUUUUAAGAAUUUUUCUAGAAGUUCCUUUGGGAAUUGAUCCGGUAAAGUUUUAAAGAAUUCCUUCAGCAAUAUGUCUGGGGUUUCCUUCAGCUACUUAUUCAGGAAUCCCGUGGCAGUUUCUUCAAAAGUUUGUUGGGAAAUUCAAGAAAAUCUUCUGUUUUUUUCGGAAAUUCUCACGAAAAUUCUUUCGGGAAGUAUUUUGGCAAUUUAUUGAAUAAUUUUACGACUUUUUUUUGAGAAUUUUCCGGCCAUUUUUUCAAAGCUUCCUCCAGAAAGCGUAUUAAAAAAAAAAUGUCUUCAUUGAUUCUUUCUUAAUUAAGAAAUUCCCUAGACAAUUUCUUCCGGUAUUGCUCCGACCGGACAUAUCUUUAGAAAUUGAAACUCCUUCAAUAAUUUUCCUAGAAGUUCCUUUGGAGAUUGCUUAGGUAAAUUCUUGAAGAAUUCCUCCGGCAAUCUUUUUAGUUUUUCUUUCAACUUCUUAUUAAGGAAUUCCUUAGGCAAUAUCUUGAAGAUUUUUUUGAGAAAUUUAAAAAAAACUUCUACAUUUUAUUUCAGAAAUUCUUCCGGCAACUGCUUGAAGAUUGCCUGCAGCAUUUUCAUAAUUUUCUUCGGCAAUUUCUCCAGUAACUGUUCUCAAGAUUUCCUCUGAAGAAUUCUUUCAGCAGCAUGUCUAUUGAAUUUUCCAAUUAUUCUUUCAGAAGUACUUUGUAGGUAACCCAGACAACCAGUAAUCGUAAAAGAUGUUGCAUAAGAUGAUACAGUGGAGGCCAGAUGCGUGCAUGCCUCCAUUUAGACGCAUGUAAAAUGUACGCAUAUCGCCUCCAGUUUAUUAUCCUAUGCAACAUCGUAUACGAUCACUGGUUGACUGAAAAGUACUUUGGAAUGUAUUGAUUAAUUUUCCGAUUUUUUUUAGAAAUACCUACUAUUCUUUCAUAGCUUUUCCAAAAAAAAAUAUUGAAAAAAAUAUCUCCAUUAAUUCUUUUUUAAUUAAGAAAUUCCCUAAGGAAUUCUUUCCGGUAUUGCUCCGUCAAUUUAUUUAGAAAUUUCUUUAUCAAUUUCUCUAAAAGUUCCAUAGAAAAUUGCUUUUGCUAUAUUCUUGAAAAAUUCCUCCGGCAAUCUUUUUGGGGGUCCCUUUAGCUAUAUUUAUUCAGCAAUUCCUCAGGUAGUUUCUUCAAGAAUUUGUUAUACAAUUUCUUUAAAAUUCCUUCAAACUGUUGGCAACUGUUUGAAGUUGGUUUCCACCAUUUUUAUGAUUUCCUCCGGCAAUUUAUCUGGUAAUUAAUCUCUGGGGAUAUUUCCUACAAGAAUUCCUGAGGAAAAUUCAAAAAUAAUUUCUGAACGAGUUCUUUAAGAAAUAAAUGGGUAGAUUUAAAGAAGUGUUUGAAACAUGUCUAGUGGAACUCCUACAGCAAUACCUGAGGAAAUUAAUGGAUCAAUUUUUGCGGAAAUUCCUGGAGGAGUUCCUAGGAAAAUUCCUGCAGGAAUUCCUUCUGAAAUUCCAAAAGAAAAUCCUACAGUAAUUACUGAUGAAGUUUCUAAAGAAGUUUCUGGGAAAAUUCUUGAAAGAAUUUCAGGGAGAAUUUCUAGAGGAAUACAUACAUUUUUUGAGAAACUUCCCGAAAGAAUUCCUGGGCAAUCUCAGCAUUAAUUCCUUUUGAAAUUCCCAACGGAAAUAAUGAGGGAACUCAUGAAGGAAUCUCUGAGGAAUGCAAUGAAGGUAUUUCUGGGAAAAUUCUUGAGGAAAUUUUCGACAGACUUGUUGAAAGAAUUAUUGGAGGAGCUUCUGGUUGAUUGAGAGAAGAAUAGAAAGAGUUCUCAUGGGAAUUAUCAGAGAAACUCCUGAAUAACUAUCCGUUAAAAAUAUGGAAAAAUCCCUAACGAAAUUCCUUUGGAAAUUCCUAAAGGACUCCUGGGGGAAAAUUCUAGAAUAGUUCCUGAGGUAUUUCUGAAGCAAUUCCUGGGGAAAUUCCUGAUAGCAUUUCCUAUUGGAAAUCGUUGGGAAAUUUCUGGAGGAAUCUUCGAAGAAACCUUGAAGGAAUUUCUAGGAAAUUUCCGACAGAAUUUCUGAGAAAAUUUUGGAGGAGCUUCUGGGUGAAUUUUUGAAAGAAAUCCUGCGGAAAUUGCUGGAGAAAUCUGUAAAGAAUUCUUGUAGGUAUUUCUGGUAUAAUUUCUGAAGGAAUUCCUAAGAAAUUUCCUGGAGGAAUUUCUGAAAAACUUCCUGGAAGAAGGAAUGUCUACACUACACACGGUGUCUGUUUAGUGUCUAUGGUAGAAUAGUAUUAUAAUAAAAUGCCACAGUAUCGUGGAAGACCCCACGAAAUGAAAGUCAAGAGUUCAUUUCGUGCUAAAAGCGAAAUGUUCUGUCAGGGGUUUUUUUUUACGUAAAUUGUGGGUGAAAAGUGUUCACCAACAAGUAUUUCUUAGAAAUGUGUAUCUCUUUAGGUAUUCAUCCUACAAGAAUUCCAGAAAUCCUUCUAUCAAUCUUUUUGGAAAUUCCUCCGAUUUUUUUUUUCAGGAAGUACUUCGGCAAUUUAUUGAGAAAGUUUCUAAAAUUUUUUUUAAUUCUUCGGCAUUUUUUCAUGUAGAAAGUUCAUUGAAAAUAACUUUUCGAUUUCCUAGUCAUUCAGAAUUAUUCUUGGGUAUUCCCUAGCAAAGUCAUAUGAAAAUUCGCUUGGGAAUUUCUUCGUAAUUUUUUUCUGGGUAUUCAUCAGGAAUUUUUUUCUGGCAUUCUUCCGGCAAUUAUUCAGGAACUUCUAUUAUAUUUUUUCCUCCAAUUUCUCUAGAAAAUCUUAAAGAAUGUACAUGGCGAUUCCUUGAAUUUUUUACGCUAAUUCCACCAUUUUUUUAGAGUAUCCGACCGAAAAACUCUUUCGACAGUUUUUCAUGAAUACCUCAGGCAAUUUCUUGAAAAAUGCCACCGGAAUAUUCUCUUCCAAUUCAUAGAGGAUUUUUUGGCAAAUUCUGAACUAAUAUCUUCCGCAAUUCUUUUAGUUAUACCUUCGAAAAUUCCUUAAGUAAUUUCUUUGAAAAUUCUCUCAAAAAUUUCUUCGAAACUUCCUUUUGGAAUUCCUCAUGCAAUUUGUUGAAAAAUCACUUCUACAUUCUCAACAGCAUUCUUCUAGCAUAGUUUUGAGGAAUUAUUUCAGUAAAUCUUCAAGAAAUUCUUCUGCUGAUUCUUCUAAGUAUUUUUCUGAAGUUUAUGAUUUCUGAUAAUCGUUACGGCCAUUUCUUCAAAACUUCUUGGCAUCUAUUUUCAGAAAUUUCUUCCACAAUUCCUUUCUUCUUUCGAUUUAUUUGUCAAGAAUUUCUCUGGCAAUUUGUUUUAAAACCCUUUCCAACAGUUUCUUAAGGAAUUUCUCAGGCAAAAAGCUCCUCCGACAGCUUAUUUUGGUAAUGCUUUGACAAUUUCUGUUGGGAUUUCUCAGCAAAUACUGCUAGCAGUUUCUUCAAUGAUUUCUCCGGCAGUGUAUUCAACAACACUCUGGCAUUUGUGUUUCAAAAUUUCCUUAUUCCUAUUUCUACAAUUUAUCGAAGAAUCCGUCCCCUAUUUCAUAUUUCAUUUGAUAAUUUCUGCAACAUUUUUAGGUAUCCAGCAAUUCCAGAAGAGCUUCCAAGGCGAUUUCCAAAUGAAUUCCUGAAUCGAUGAAAUUGAAUAAAAAAUCUGCAGAAACUCCUAAAGGAGUUUUCGGAUCAUUUUCUAAAGGCUAUGUCUGAAGAAUUCCUGAAGGAGUUUCUCAAGCAUUUUUCCGAAGGAGUCAGCUAUAAAAGUUGCUGGAGGAAUUUCUAAGUAAAUUCUAAGACAUUAUGUUGUAAUAAUAUAUUGUAAAUAUGGCAUUUUUUCUAGAAAAGCUUCGGGAAUUCCUACAGCAAUAUCGGAAGAAAUUCUUUACCUGUCAUUUUUUUUCUCUGGCAAUUUGUUCAGGAUUUUCCCAGAAAUUCCCAUUUUUAAGGAAUUUAGGAAUCCGUCUGUUUCUUUAGGAAUGUCUCUGGCAAUGUCUUCUCACUACAGUGUCUUCAAUUCCUGUAUAAUGUAUUUACUGAAGGAAAUUCCGGAAUAGUUUUUCCAAAUUUUUGGAAAAAAAAUCUUUAGGAAUUCCUAAAAGAGUUUUUGGAUCAAUUUAUAAAGGUUAUGUCUAAAAAAUUUACAAGCAAUUUUCCGAAGGAGUCUGCUAAAAAAAAUUAGAGGAAUUUCCAAAUAAAUUACUGGAAGAAUUAAGUAAAAAAAAUGGAAUUAUGUAAGAAAAUAUCAAAAAAUUCUGUAAAAAAAAUGCCGGAGCAAAUCAUGGACGGAAUCUUAGAAUAAAUUCCCGUAAGAGUUCCUUAAGGAUUUCCCGGAGGACAUAUUCGCUUAGGAAUUUCUUCGGAAAUACCUUUAGGAGUUCCUCCGAUAAUUCCGUAGCAAAUUUCUCCGGUAAUUUAUGUAGUCAGACAUUGUGCAAUUUGUUCUAAAAUUCUUUCGGUAUUUUUUCGGGAAUUCCGUCAAUUCGAGAAUUAUUUUCCGAUGAAAUUCUUCCCCUGGUAUUUUUUCCAAGAGCUUUUCUGUUGAGCUUCUUGUUCAGGAUUUUCCAAGACAUUCCUCAAAUAGUUCCUUUACGAAGUCCUCCGUCAUUUUUUUAAGAAAUUUAGGGAUCCGUCAAUUCCUUUAGGAAUUUCUCUGACAAUGUCUUGAAGAAUUCCCACUGCAGUGUUUCCUUCCUUUGAAAAUAAUUUAACAAUUUUCUUCGGUAAUGUAAUUACUGAAGUAAAUUCUGGCAUAGUUUUCCCAAAUGAAUUCCGAAAAAUGAUUCCCAAAUGAAUUUCUCAAAUGCAAGUCUUUAUAAAAAAAAAGAAAUUUCAAAACAAAUCUUCAGAAAUCCGGAUCAAUUUCAAAAGGUUAUGUCCCAAGCAAUUUUGCGAAGAUAUCCUUUGAGAAAAUGUUAUUGGAAUUCUGUGGAAAACUACCAGAGAAUUCAUAAAAAAAAACUGCCGGAGCAAAUCACACCGACAGAAUCUUUAAAAGGAUUCCCGGAAGAGUCCUUUAAGGAUUUCUCGGAGGAAUUCCUUCAAAAAUUUUGGCAUUGCAUAGAAAGUUCUCGGGAAGUUCGCUUUGAAAUUUUUUCAGAGCGAACUUCAGACAAUCCCUUAGAAAAUUCCUACUGCAAUUCCUGGAAGUUUUUUUUUUGUUCAGGAUUUUCACAAAAAAUCUUCAGACAAUUCCUUAACGAAGUCCCCCGUCAUUUUUUUUAGAAAUUUUGGAAUCCUUCAAUUUUUUUGGGAACUUCUCUGGCAAUGCUUUAAGAAUUCCCCUGACAGUGCGUUUAAUUGCAUUGAAAAUGAUGUCUUCAUUUGCUUCGGUAAUGUAAUUACUGAAGGAAUUUGUCAAAUGAAUUCCGGAAGAUGUUUCCCAAAUGAAUUCAUAAAAGAUUUGCUGAUGAAAUAAAAAAAAACGGAAUUCAAGAAACCGACAAAUUCUUCCACUAAUUGUUCCCAACGAUCUUUUUUUAUGAACUUUCCAGGCAAAAACUUCUGUAAUUAUCCAGCAAUUUUUUUUCAGGGAUUUCUUAGAAAUUUUCUUUAGGAUUUUUACGACGACUUUUUCUUAGGCAUUUUACCUAUGACUUCCUUCUGCAUUUUUUUACAAAAAUACUUUCAAAAAUUCCUUGAGCAAUUCUUCUGGUAAUUUCUUGAGAGUUUCUUCCAGAUAUUCCUCUGGUAUCUCUCCAGCAAAAUCUAGGACAUUUUUUAGGAAUUAGGAAUCCGACCAAUUCUUUCGGAAUUUUUCUAGAAAUUUCAUAAGGAAUUCUUUCUGAAACUUCAUAAGAAAUUCCCCGAUGAUUUCUUCAUCAAUUCUGCCGGAAAUUCGUUAAAGAAAAGCUCAAGGUAUUGGCGAAGAAGUUUGCAAAUAAAUAAAAAAAAAUCAAAGGAAUUCCAAAAAAAAAAUUGUGAGAGAAAAAAAACCGAAGCAGUUUUUAAGCAAAUAUAGCUCAUUCAUUUGGAAGCAUUGAAACGUGUUCGUGUGAAUUCCUAAAAGAAUUGCUUUCUGUGAAUUUUCAUCUUCAAUUUCAUACAAAUCUAUUGAAAACUCAAUAUAUCGAUGUUUGAAUAUUCAGAAAUCCUUUAAAUCAAACGAUAAAUACGCAAAAGUUAAACUCACGUUAUUCUCUUUCUAAUUGAAUUAAAACACACCUAGAUAAGGACUAUUAAUAUAUUGAGAUAAGUAACAGAAGAUGAAAAGAAAAUGCAAAAUCACUAUUUAAUUCAAAGAGAAGAAAGAAUCAUAGGCCGCAACUGAGAAAUAAAAAAAAAACGUGGUGACUGGAAGAUUUUGUACCAGCCGUUGUUAUUUGUACUAUUAAAUGCUGCUAGUAGGUAUAGCCGAAACCGAAACUGAACAGGAGAAAAGUAGACCUUUUUGAUAAAGAAUCCUUGACGCAAGCGCGAGCUCGAUUGAACAGAGAAGAAAAAAAAACUAGACAGAACUGAGUAGGUAUUUUUGGCUUUCAUGUUUUUUACCAAAUUCUUACACGUUUUUGCUAUAGGAAAAAAGUGAAUAAAGCAGCUAAAACAUAACCCUAUACAAUUGCUACAUCUAAAAAAGUUUUCAAAAGAGAUUCCGAUUUACCUACCAUACAUACUACAGCAGUUUGUAAUUUGUUAACACACUUCCCAAGAAAAAAAAAUCGUUGAAAAACAAAAUCAGAAAAAAAAUCUAAAACUGAAAUAAAACAGCAAAAUGGUUCCCAUCGUCAGGCUGAAUGAAA